AAUUUAAAUCACCACCGUAUGCUCUAGCUCUAUGGCUAAAUUCGCGUCGAGCAAUUUUUUUUUUCAAAAAUCAUUAAUGUUUUCAGUUUCUUGCCUUAUCUGUUUAACGUUUUUAAAGGUAGUUCUUGGCAUAUUUAGCUUGAGUUUGUAAAGUGCAGCUUUGCUUUGUGUUAUACUUGCAGGAGAAAGUGAAUUGCAAUCGGGUACUAGACUUUUUCCCGUCAACAGCUUUGUUCACAGGUCUCAUGAAGGUAGUUUAGUGUAGAAGAUGUAUUUUGAGCUUGCUUGCAUGUUAAUACGUUUCUUUCGAAAUCCGUGUUUUUUGAAUUCUUGGAUUUGAUCAUUCAAAGCUUUAUUCGGCUUGAAAGGUUUUUAUCGGCGCUAGUUAUGUGGGUUUAGUAGCCUCAUAUUGCGUCAUUUAGAUGUCUUGCUUUUUUUAAUGACGAGGGGGACUUCUAAAGUUCCGAGAUUAAAAAUUGUUUAUUGCUCAGGUGUUAAAGGCACUCUUUUCGGCGUAAUGGUGGUCUACCCAAGGAUAUGUAACCGCUAGCUUAAGGCCGACAGUUGUCUUUGUCGGCAUUUUUUCUUUAAUUUGCAUCAUUUUUGACUUUGACGUCCGGCUAUUUUUUGUCGGCCAGCUCGCCAUGCUAUGUUUGUGCUGUAUUGCGAAUGGGGAGAGUGAGAGUACCGCUUCGCUUCUGUGUAAAAAAAUCAAUAAUUAGUUUUUUUUAAAGCAAAGAGCUUGAGCGUGAUUUAUUCUUCGAAAAGCAGAGCCUGAAUAUUGAUCCAAAACAUAUUUUUGCUUCCCAUUUGUUGACACUUUUGCAAAUGUCUGUAGACUGUUGCAGACCAUAAUGAUGCACUGAAAGACUUAAGAAAUCAAGCGAGCGCCAACUGGAUAUUGUGAUGCUUUCAGUUGAGAUAAAUGGCAAUGGAUGCAGCUAGUGUAGGAGUUGGAGUCAACAUCUCAAGCAGGAGCGGCAACCCCAUGGGUUCGACACCAGUCGCCGCCCCCACGCCCAAUCCCCAAAAGACACUUGGACCUGCAUCGGGGGAGGACCAUGUGCACAUGCAACAGCAGGGGAUGGGGCCAGGAGGCAGACCGAUGGGAGGGGGAGGCGAGGGGGGCAAGUAUGGGAACCUCGGACAGGGAAAGAAAAGUGCGCCACAUAUGCUGCUCAAUAGACGCAAGCCUCAGAAGAACUACUUUGACUCUGGCGACUACAACAUGGCCAGACAGCUGGGUGCCAGAGGGGGAGGGGGAGGGGCACAGACAGGGCUGAGCGAGGGAGCAAGUGGGGGUGGAGGAGGGGGUAGCAGGGGUGUGAAGAGCAGACCGGCGCUGAGUUGCAUGAUGAGUGGAAUGGGAACUAUGGCACCCACUCCUGAGGCAGUGGAACUGACAAGACACCCCCAUCAUGAGCAGAGUAAACUGGUGCAACAUGAGGAACAACUGCAGGGUGCUCCUUCUCAUUUGGGAGGCACGGGAUCUGCAACUGUUGACGCAAGUCAUCAGCAUCACAUGAGUACAGUUUCUAACGGCAGCAGAAAUCCGCAGCAACAAAUUGUUACCGCUCUUCCGCACGGCAGGAACCAUCAAGAUUCAAUCGCUGUUCAACAGGGAGUCCGGGAAGGUGAGGCGGACAGGACUCUCACUCACAUUACUGCAUCACAUGAAGACGAAGAGAGCAUGGAAGACUCACCGUCGCUGACAUCCGCGAUUCCACCCUCUUCGGAAUCAGUAGGAGUCCCCCACAAUACCUCGCAGCAAGCUCCACUUGCAGUUGAUGGCCAUAGUCAGUCUAGCCACCCAUUUGCCCAGAGUUCUACAACCCAAAAUCAACAACAACAAAAUUCGUUUCUCACAUGAGUAAAGACUUAACUAUACGUUGAUGGGGGCUCACGAGAUGUACAUGGGUUUAGAAUGCAGAAAACAGAAUCAGAACUAUUCAUUUUAAACUAUAUAUCUUGAGCAUGGAAAAGUAAUGAAUAAUCAGAAGAUAGAAACUAGCCCGCUAAUAAACUUGAAAACUAUUUUCUACUUAAAAUUUUGAUUUGUUCCGGUAGGAGAAUUUGAGUGGAACCUUGAAUGAACCUAAUUUCAAUUUAAUGGUCAACAAUUAUCCGAAUUUAUUUGUGCAUUGACUUGUAAGUAAUUCUUUCCUAUCCGGUGCAAUGAAGAAACAACAUCAAUCUAUGCCUUCAAAUUUUAGUUCAUUGGUCUGCGCUGAAAAAUGCUUUUAUCGGUCAACGAGUUCGUUGAAGAAUUGGUUUUUUUUGGACUGAGCAAUGACACUAGACAAAUAAUCAAUAUGUUUAUUAUAAUUAAGUGAAUAAAGAUUUAGCAUUAUAGAAGGCAUGGAGGGUUGUGCAAUGUUGAUUUAAGUUGGUUUAUUUGAAAUUUCUUUGCUGCUUUAAGGUUAUCUCCCGUUUUUAACAUCUGCAGUUGGUGCCGAUGACUCAUUCAGCUGAGCUAAAAUUAUUAUCCUGAUCACAAAUGCAGUGCAAUUUUUAUUUCAUUGUGACGAAUAUGAAUUUGGUCUGCCUCGGAAAUCCCAUCUGUUUGGUUAAAUUGAGCAAAUAUCCCAGUCUUGCCCCUCUCCCCGCCCCAUCCUCCGCCAGAAGUUGAAACCUUUUCUGCGCCUGGAUCCUCCUGAAAAUAAUCUUAAUGGCAUAGCUAUGAACUUGGAAUGAUGCUGAAAUUGAGUACAACGUAACAUAUGAUUUUCCAUAAUGUAAUGAGUGAGCUGCAGCAUCAAUGUUGUUUGGAGUCCAAUUGCGCUUCUAUUUCUAGAUCUUGAAUUCUUAGAAUGCAUUUUCUGCUAAUUUACAUUUCAAUUUU
Messenger RNA from Symsagittifera roscoffensis, 2842 nucleotides. RefSeq names its product POU domain, class 3, transcription factor 3-like. Lineage: Eukaryota; Metazoa; Xenacoelomorpha; Acoela; Convolutidae. The record is from RefSeq and is a predicted model, not a curated record. Bases 926 to 1870 code for a protein of 314 amino acids. The transcript is spliced from 2 exons.